Messenger RNA from Cricetulus griseus (Chinese hamster), 2490 nucleotides. The record is from RefSeq and is a predicted model, not a curated record. NCBI's taxonomy places the organism in Eukaryota, Metazoa, Chordata, Mammalia, Rodentia, Cricetidae.
AUGAGUUCUCACACCACCGGGCCCAGACUGUUGCUGUUGGGACUCCAGCUGUUUGCUGAGGCCUGGAGCUACAACCUGGACACGCGGCAUGCUCAGAGUUUCUUGGCACAUGCUGGAAGACACUUUGGGUACCGGGUCUUGCAAGUCGGAGAUGGGGUUGUUGUGGGAGCUCCAGGUGAGGGGAACAGCACAGGAAGUCUCUAUCAGUGUCAUCCAAGCAGUGGCUCCUGCCAACAACUCAGCCUGCAUGGUUCUAACUAUACCUCCAAAUACUUGGGAAUGACCUUAGUGACAGACGCCACUGACGGAAGCCUUUUGGCCUGUGAUCCUGGACUGUCUCGGACCUGUGAUCAGAACACCUACCUCAGUGGCCAGUGUUACCUCUUCCCCCAGAGUCUGGAGGGGCCUAUGUUACAAGGGUACCCUGCUUACCAGGAAUGUAUGAAGGGCAAUGUCGACCUAGUAUUUCUGUUCGAUGGCUCCAUGAGCUUGGAGAAAAAUGACUUUGAAAAAAUCUUGGACUUCAUGAAGGAUGUGAUGAGGAAGCUGAGCAACACUUCCUACCAGUUUGCUGCUGUUCAGUUUUCUACAUCGUACAAAACAGAAUUCACUUUCUUGGAUUAUGUUAAACAGAAGGACCCUGAUGCCCUGCUACGUAAUGUAAAACACAUGUGCUUACUGACCAAUACCUUUGGUGCCAUCAACUAUGUAGUGACAAACGUGUUCAAAGAAGAGUCUGGUGCCAGGCCAGAUGCUAACAAAGUGCUAGUCAUCAUCACAGACGGCGAUGCUAGUGACAAUGGAAACAUCGAUGCAGCCCAAGACAUUACCCGCUACAUCAUCGGGGUUGGAAAGCAUUUUACGUCCAAAAACGCGCAGGAGAGUCUUCACAUCUUUGCCUCCAAACCCACAAAGGAAUUUGUCAAGAUUCUAGACACAUUUGAGAAGCUCAAGGGCCUAUUUGAUGACCUGCAGAGGAGGAUUUACACAAUUGAGGGCACAAACUUACGAGACCUGACGUCCUUUGACAUGGAACUCUCCUCCAGUGGGAUCAGCGCAGACCUUAGCAAGGGCCAUGCAGUUGUGGGAGCAGUUGGAGCGAAGGACUGGGCCGGGGGCUUUCUGGACCUGAAUGAAGACUUGCAGGAUGCCACAUUUGUUGGGAAUGAACCACUAACCUCAGAUAUGAGAGCCGGCUAUCUGGGUUACACUGUGGCCUGGAUGCCCUCCCACAGAUCCUCGUUACUCCUGGCAGUGGGAGCCCCACGAUACCAGCAUGUGGGACAAGUACUGCUCUUCCAAGCACCCAAAGCCGGAGGAAACUGGAGUCAGAUCCAGAAAAUAGAAGGGACGCAGAUUGGAUCUUAUUUUGGUGGGGAGCUAUGUAGCAUUGACUUGGAUCACGACGGUGAGACAGAGCUGUUGCUGAUUGGAGCACCCCUGUUCUAUGGGGAGCAGAGAGGAGGCCGAGUGUUCAUUUACCAAGGAAGACAGGUGUUCAACAUGGUGUCAGAGCUGCAGGGUGACCCUGGCUACCCACUUGGGCGGUUUGGAGCUGCCAUCACUGCCCUGACAGAUAUCAAUGGGGAUGGGCUGACAGAUGUGGCCGUGGGAGCUCCUCUGGAGGAGCAGGGGGCUGUAUAUAUCUUCAAUGGGCAGCCUGGAGGACUCAGCCCCCAUCCAAGCCAGAGAAUACAAGGAACCCAGGUGUCCCCAGGAAUCCAGUGGUUUGGACGCUCCAUCCAUGGGGUGAAGGACCUUGGAGGGGACAGGCUGGCAGAUGUAGUUGUAGGAGCUGAGGGCCGGGUGAUUGUGCUGAGCUCGAGGCCAGUGGUGGAUGUUGUCACUGAGAUGUCCUUCUCCCCAGACGAAAUCCCAGUGCAGGAGGUGGAGUGCUCCUUCUCAGCCAGCCAGGAGCAGAAGGAAGGAGUCACACUCAAGGUGUGCUUCCAGAUCCAGCCCCUCACAUCUCAGUUUCAAGGUCACCUGCAUGUCAACCUGAGCUACACCCUGCAGCUGGAUGGCCAUCGGUCCAGGAGCCGAGGUCUGUUCUCAGGAGGGAGUCACGAGCUCAGUGGGAACACAUCUGUCACCCCAGAUAAAUCCUGCAUGGACUUCUCCUUUCACUUUCCGGUCUGCAUUCAAGACCUUAUCUCUCCUAUCAAUGUCUCUCUGAAUUUCUCUCUUUUGGAGGAAGAAGGAACACUGAGGGACCGAAAGAUGGGCAGGGACACGCAGCCCAUCCUGAGACCUUCAAUACACACAGUGACUAAGGAGAUCCCGUUUGAGAAGAACUGUGGUGAGGACAAGAAGUGUGAGGCAAACCUGGCCCUGUUGUCCUCUGCCAGAUCCCGAGUCCUGCGUCUGACUUCCUCCGCCAGCCUUGCUGUGGAGUGGACGCUGAGCAAUUCAGGAGAGGAUGCUUACUGGGUGCAGCUGGACUUGAGCUUCCCUCCGGGACUCUCCUUCCGAAAGGUGGAGAUGCUUAAG